Gekko japonicus is the source of this 1392-nucleotide messenger RNA. It is a transcript of the gene QNG1, whose product is annotated as chromosome unknown open reading frame, human C9orf64. The record is from RefSeq and is a predicted model, not a curated record. NCBI's taxonomy places the organism in Eukaryota, Metazoa, Chordata, Lepidosauria, Squamata, Gekkonidae. The coding region runs from base 74 to 1105 and encodes 343 amino acids. The transcript has 5 exons.
AGCGUGUUCUGUAAUCGGGUGCUCAUUGAGAGGCCGCGUUAAUAUAGUCCGAUAUCUACGAAGGAUUAAAAGGAUGAACAUGGAAGCAUUCCUGAACCCUAAAGAUUCUGCCAAGUUUAUAAUGGAGAACAGCCAAGACGUAUACGUGAAAGAAGAUGGUGGGCGGAAAGUUGCAGAGAUGUUGUUUGAUAAAGUCUUGGAAAAGGACUUCAGUGUUGCUGGAUGGAAGUCUUCUCAUGAACUGAAUCCUCAAGUAGUGAGUGAAGAUGCAGUGAACUGGGUUUUCCUUGUAGAUACACUCAAUUUCUCAUUUUGGUCUGAGUGUGAAGAUCAUAAAUGCCUGGUGAAAUAUAAAGGCAAAAUGUACAGUGGUUACUGGUCUCUUUGUGCUGCUGUCAACCGAGCACUUGAUGAAGGAAUACCCAUUACUAGCGCUUCGUAUUACACUACUAUGACAUUGGAGCAGGUGAGGCAUGUGUUUCGCUCAGACACCGAUGUCCCCAUGCCUUUGCUUGAGGAAAGGCAUCAUGUGCUACAUGAGACCGGGACAGUUCUUCUGGAGAAAUUUGGAGGCUCUUUCCUCACAUGUGUUAAGCAAAGUGGAAAAAGUGCUAAAAAAUUACUACAACUCAUUGUGGAAAAUUUCCCAUCAUUUAGGGAUGAGGCUACAUUUCAGGGUAAAAAGGUGGCUUUUUACAAACGGGCACAAAUCCUUGUUGCUGACACAUGGAGUGUAUUGGAGGGAAAAGGCGAUGGGUGCUUCAGUGACAUUUCCAGUGUGACUAUAUUUGCUGAUUAUAGGAUACCUCAGGUUCUUGUUCACCUAGGAGCCAUGAAAUAUUCUGAAGAACUAAUGAAAAAACUCAAGGAAGGGCACAUGUUCCAGUCUGGAGACAGACAAGAGGUGGAAAUUCGAGGUUGUUCUAUUUGGUGUUGUGAACUCAUUUGCAAUCACUUACUGGACCUUUAUAAAAAGAAAGGCGAGAACAUGAGUGAAAAAAUCAAUGCAGUUCUCCUUGAUUAUUAUCUGUGGGACUAUGCUCGGGAUCAUAGAGAAGACAUGAAAGGAAUUCCCUUUCACCGUGUACGUUGUAUAUACUACUAAUAUACUAUGAAGAGUACAGUUUCAAAAUUAUAGAUACCUUUUUUCUUGUAUACAUAUUUGAAACUUGCAAACUUUAAGCUGGGAGAAUUCCCAAUUUCCCCCUCUCCCUUCAUUCUGGACUUUUAUAAGCUAUUGUAGUGUAAACAUAUGUCCUGUCCAUUGUAUCACAGGAAAGGAAGUUUACUGUAAUGUUUCUAAUUUUCCAUACUGAUAGUUUGUUUGGCUGAUUACUUUGUUUCAACUUGUAUUAUUUCUAUAGUUACUAUACUAAAGUUGCUCUUAGCAUU